GCGAAAACUUGCAGGACUUUUCUCUCAUACCUGUCUGGUUUUCUAUCAUGCCUAAAUAUUUACAAGAUGGGAAAACCUAACUUGUGCAGGUGACAUGGAGUAAUGGAAAUCCACAAAUUUUGCAUAAUUAAAAAAUCUGGAAGUGAAUUAGACCAAAUCAGACUCUGUGUGGUGCGAACACGUGGCGACAUUUAAAAGAAAGAUGCGCUCCAAUUAUUGGGUACCUGGUGAAGCGCACAGACAAGAUUUCAGGAGGUUCACGGUGGUUGAGACAUCAACAAGCAUUCAGUCAGUGCACAGUCAAGCAUUUAAUCCAAGGAAAAGGCUUCAUUCGACGGAGGAAGUGCAAUGCGGCAGCCGGCCAAACCCGGAGGGUGCCGGUGGCUCUGUGUCUGUAACGGAGUUAAGGCAGUCCGAGCAUGGGCGAGAAAACCUGUGUCAGCGAUGUCAAACCAUCGCAAACGAUCUGAACAGGCAGGCGCUGGAGCUGGCUGAGCCGGGAACACUAAAGGACCCAAGCUUUGCGGCCUUCAUCCACGACAAGCUCCAGACUCUAGAAUGGCCUCUCAGAGGAUUUGGUGCCCAGAUCAUCUGUGAAGUGUGCGGAACGUCUCUUCACCACCUCAGACGCCUGGCACUCCACUCAGCCCUAGGACUGGCAUUGAACGACAUGCCUGACCUGCAGCCCGGUCCACUGUCUGGCCUACUGCCACCACGUGCGGCAUCUCACAGUGCCAUUUCAUCCCAUGCUUCCUGGGACUGGCCCACACAGGGUUCUCUAACUGCAAGCAGUCAACCCCUCACUGAGCACUUAUGUGGUCCGCUAAAUACGGAGAAGCAACAGAAAACAGGCUGGAACCAAGAUGGAGCAUCUCGAGUAGGUGGCAAACGCACCUGCUUGGCCACUGUCACUCCACUUCCGGUCCAUCCACAACAUUAUCUGGAGGGAGUAUGGCGUGUGACGAGAGCUUCAGACCAUAUUCGCUCAUUGGGUCAUUCUGUAGAAAAGGACAGUUUGGGAGCUGACUCCUCCAGGCCCAGUCCGGCCAGCGCCCUAUCCACAGUUUCUUCAUCUGGACGUAAACCUCCCCACCACGAUAAACCAGCGAUCCCUGUUGCACCCCAAACCAGCUCAGCAGCCUCAUUCCUUCUCAGGGCUGCCCAAAAGCUGAACCUCUCCAAACGGAAAAAGCCUCAACCUCUGCCCCCAUCACCACCUGAUCCAGAAGAGCCAUUCUUUUACACUGAUGGCUUCAGUGCUGCCCUACAGCUCUCACCCCCACCUGUACCCCCAUGUCUCCUUAGGGCGGGGUCAAAGGUCAAAGACAGCCCCGGGAUGGGAAAGGUUAAAGUAAUGGUGCGGAUAUGUCCUGCCAAAGGAUCCCGAGACACCUCCGAAUCCAUGUCCUUUCUGAAGGUAGAUGCCCAUAAGAAGCAGCUGACCUUCUGUGAGCCCCCCGCUAGCGCUCGCUCUGCUGCUGCCAGUGCACCAAAGAUGUUUAGCUUUGAUGCUGUUUUUGCCCAAGAUGCUUCACAGGCAGAGGUGUGCUCGGGGACAGUAGCAGAGGUUAUCCAGUCUGUGGUCAAUGGCGCAGAUGGCUGCAUCUUCUGUUUCGGUCAAGCCAACCUGGGGAAAACCUUUACCAUGAUUGGCAAAGACAGUUCUACACAGAGCUUGGGCGUGGCCCCGUGUGCCAUCUCUUGGCUCUUCAAGCUCAUUGAGGAAAGGAAAGAGAAGGCCGGUACGCGAUUCUCGGUCCGAGUGUCUGCUGUGGAAAUCUGUGGCAGGGAGGAGGUGUUAAGGGACCUGUUGGCUGACUUCUCCGCAGGGACGUCCCAGGACAGCGAGGGUGCAGGAGUUUCCCUGCGAGAGGACCCAGUCUGUGGAUCUCAGCUGCAAAACCAGAGUGAAUUGCGGGCAUACUCUGCAGAAAGAGCAGCGUUUCUCCUGGACACAGCUCUGGCAGCACGCAGCACAAACAGAUCUGACUGUAGGGAAGAGGACCGUCGCAAUUCCCACAUGCUCUUCACCCUGCACAUUUCUCAGUGUCGCAUGGAGAAAAGCAGCAAAACAGGAAUGUCUGGGGGUCGAAGUCGCCUGCACCUCUUGGACUUGGGUAGUUGUGAGUCUGACCCGAGUCAGUCACGAGAUGGAGGGAGAGGCCAAUGUCUGUCAUUGAGUGCACUCGGAAAUGUCAUCCUGGCAUUAGCCAAUGGAGCCAAGCAUGUGCCAUACAGAGACAGCAAGCUUACCAUGCUACUGAUGGAAUCGCUGGGCAACAUCAACUGCAGAACCACCAUGAUCGCCCACAUCUCUGACUCGCCAGCCAAUUAUGCUGAAUCUCUCACCACUGUGCAGCUUGCCUCCCGAAUUCAUCGCAUGAGGAAGAAAAAAUCUAAGUAUGCAUCAAGCUCCUCCGGAGGGGAGAGCUCCUGUGAAGAAGAACGCAUCAGACGAAGACCAUUCCACCCUCGGACUGUGGCUCUUGACCCGGAUCACCCUGCGAUGUUGUCCAGUGACCCUGAUUACUCCUCCAGCAGUGAGCACUCGUGUGAUACAGUAAUCUAUGUGGGGCCUGGUGGGGCACAUAUUUCUGAUCGUGAACUCAGCGACAAUGAAGGCCCCCCAGCAUUUGUUCCUAUCAUUCCCUCUCUGAACAAGAAGCGUGUUAAAGAGGGACCCAAGUCUGAUGGGGACCAUCUCAAAUGCAACACCUUUGCAGAGUUACAAGAACGGCUUGAUUGUAUUGAUGGCAGUGAGAGCUCAUAUGUUUCCACCAGUGAGGGAAAAGGCCAACAGAUAGCCUCUAAAAGUGGAAUAGACAAUGUGUCAGACGGGACAUCUGUAUCCACCAGAACAGCCAUGUCUUCUAUUCAAAAGCCCGGACACCUACAACCUGUGACAUCUGAUGGCAACAAGACUUUAAGGCAAGAUUCUGAGCCUGUUGUAAGAGAGAAGGUUCACCUCAGCAAAGAGCCUUUACAAAAAUCUAAUGCCACUUCCUCCAUGCAGAACAUCUCAAGGUCAAAUACAGAGUCUGUCUUAGCAACACGCACACCUCCAGUGGGUAUGAGCCAACAAGCCCUAAGACAAGGAGAACAAAGUGGCUCCCAAAUUCUUGACAAAGCCCAUCACACUAGUAGAAGUCCUAUGGAGGUGAGCCAUCUACGCUCUGCUUUGAGGAACAGGUGCUAUGAUAGGGAUGUUUUAAGAACUACAAUCACACUUCAGCAGCCUGUGGAGCUUAAUGGAGAAGAUGAGCUGGUGUUUACUGUGGUUGAGGAGCUGCCUGUGAGUUUGGUUCCAGACAAUGGGCGACCUUCUAGUAUCAUUAGCUUUAACAGUGACUGUUCUUUGCAGGCUCUGGCUUCUGGCUCACGGCCCGUUAGCAUUAUCAGCAGCAUCAAUGAUGAGUUUGAUGCCUAUACAUCUCAGAUGAGCAGUUCCCAGCUUAACCAAGCUGCUGCUUCAAAGUCACAAGAAGAACUUACAGCUGGACACACCACUACACAGUCUUCAAUCAGCUCCUGGUCUUGCAAGACAAAUAUUGGUGCACCAAGCAGAGUUCAGACGAUUUCUGAAAAAAGUGUCUCAUCAAAAAGUUUGCGCAGGGGACAAGAAAGCAGCUCCAUGUUUGAUUUACCUGGUAGUUUACAUGGUGCAUCUUACACCCAACAAAGAACAAAUAGUUCAUUAGGUGACAGUGGAAUUUGUUUUUCAGAACUAGACUAUGAUUCUGACAAAUCGUCCAAGUGCCCACUAACUCAUGACAGUACCAAAGCAUCCCUGAGUGGUCCAAAAUCAAUGAGAUAUAAUAGACCCAUCACUUCGCACUCUACACUCCCCAGAAAGAACACACAAAUGUCACCCUCUAGCAGUAGUUAUGGCCAUGAGCUCCAACGCCAAGAGAGUAGAAUAGAUGAACAGCGUGGCCAUCACACCAGUGGUGGGUUACAGUCAGCCAGAAAUGCUGAAUUUACCUCUGCCAGCAAACCACCCAGAAAUGGCAUGAGUGGAAUUCCAUCUAGAAAGGCAAGUGGGAAUAGCAGCAGUAUACCUCGUCCUCCCAAAAUUCCUGUGUCAUCCACAUCUCAAAGGAUUGUAGAUGGUUGUGAAAAAUCCAGUGUUAGGAAAGGGGAUCUGAGCAAGAUGCCUCAGCUCAAACGAGGAGCCACCACUCUUGGCAUGGUCUCAGUACCCCAAAGUUCCCCUGAGAUGAAAUGGGGCAAUGAUGCCUCACAAACAAGUAGCAGCCUGAAAUUCUCAUCACUAGGAAAGAGAGUAAAUGGACAAAAGAGUAGUAUGCUCCCUAGGUCUGGAAGCAUGUCACCCCCUGCUCCACCUGUUCGAAAGUCUAGUCUGGACCAGAGGACACGAGUUUUGUUGUCUCCUAGUGCCUUAAAAUCUGUGGGUAACGAUGGAACAAAAUCCUCUUCUUCUAAAAUAUCAGUGUCUGAGGAGGACUUUAAUCUUCAAGCUAGGGUGGAAUCCUUCAGCUUUAAAUCAUCAAGCCUGAAGUCAGCUUCUAGUCUCAGAUCACACACUGGUAAAGGAGACAAUGGAAGGCAUUUUGGUAGUCUCAUGUCCCUUGAAAGGUGUGAGAGUUUAAUCUCAAUGGGUUCAAGACCAGGAACCUUGAGGGAGAACAACAAUGUCAGUAUCAGCAGCACUGGCAGAUCUUGUAAAAUAGUGCCAAAACCUGCAACUUCCAUAUCUACACCUACUUUCACUUCCCCUCCAUCUACCAGUGGAAUUUCUAAGCUUGGACAGAUAAAAGCCAGUAUAACUCCCAAGGCCAUUAUUGGGAAUGGCAACAAGGGAAGAACAUUGUCAAGCAGUGGUUCAAAGUCUCUUAGCUCCUCAGCUAAGUUUCUUGCUGCCUCAGCAACACGGAACACCAAUCUACCUCCAACCGGAAAGCCCACAACUCGCUCAGUCACAGGCUCCAAUGGUAAACCAGGGAGGGGAACUAUUAUGGGCACAAAGCAAGCAGUCCGUGCAGCCAACAGUCGGGUCAGUGAAUUAGCUGUAGGAAGCUCCAAGAAACAUCUUAGAGGCUCUGAUCCAGCAGAUGGCAACAGUGAUACCAGAUCAACCUCCAGUGAGACACCACCAACUGCUCCUCUGCCCUCUCCAUACAGCAAGAUCACUGCCCCUCGGCGCCCUCAACGCUACAGUAGUGGUCAUGGUAGUGACAACAGCAGUGUACUAAGUGGUGAACUGCCCCCAGCCAUGGGGCGCACUGCACUUUUCUAUCACAGUGGAGGUAGUAGUGGCUACGAAAGCAUGAUCAGGGACAGUGAAACUACAGGUAGUGCAUCAUCUGCCCAUGACUCCAUGAGUGAGAGUGGAGUUUCCACGUCCAGCCGAACAAAGGCCUCAAAAUCUCCAAAAAAGAGAGCCAAUGGCCUGCAGCGACGCCGGCUGAUUCCUGCUCCCCUGCCCGACACCUCUUCCCUGGGCAGGAAAGUUGGUGCAGCAGGCCAGUGGGUGGAUCUACCACCACUCGGGGGUACCAUGAAGGAGCCCUUUGAGAUUAAAGUGUAUGAGAUUGAUGAUGUGGAGCGACUACAGAGAGGCAAAGAAGGAAUAGCAGAGGGUUUGCAGUACUUCAAUGCCCGCCUUAGAAUGCUGGAGAAGAGACAGCAGCAGAUCAAGGAUUUACGGGCCAAGCACGAAAAGCUGAAAAGGGAGCUGGAGAAUGCAAAGACCAAUCUUAUGUUGGACCCCAGCAAGUGGGUGGGAGAAUUUGACGUGGACCCAGAUCUGGACCAGGAAUCGCAGGACUACCUUGAGGCUCUGGCUCAGGCCACAGGAGAGCUGGAGUUUUGUGUCAACCUAUGCAAGUCUCGCGUGAUGAUGGAGACCUGCUUCGACAUUGCAGUGCCCACGAUCCCAGGACCGAGCAUGCAACAGGAGAUGGAGGUCUGAGAGCGAACAAAGACAAAACAAGGUGUGGUUUACUGUAUGAUGACAUGAAGGGAUAACAAGCGAGCUGUGGCACAAGCCUGUAUGGAAAACAGUUGGACUUUUCAGAUGUUUGAUAUGUUUUUUCAUGGCAAGUACAUGCAAUAUAUGGACAAAAGUUUUAGGACGCCCACUUCUAAUAAACAGGUUUUCCCUUCCCUUAGUGUGUGUAGAUCAACGUGUGCAUAGUUUUUGGACUGUGGAAGAAAAGCAUAUACUGUAGUACCCAAAGUAAACCCAACACAAGGAGAACAUGUAAACUCCACACUCCUGUUGUAAGACAACAGUGCUCUGUUUGGGGUGCCCGCUGUGCCACCCCAAACAUCUUUAUUAGAAGGGGCGUCCCAAUAUGUUUGUCUAUAUACUGUAGUGUAUAUUGUGUGACAUUGAGACUGGCUUGUUUUGAUAAAUGCAACAAAUAAAGGUAUUGAAAUGGUCAGCCAGGUUAGAAACUCACAGAUAAUUAAGAGAAAACAGUAUAUUGAGAUUUUCAUCAACGUUAAUAGGAAGUGCCUUAAACCGAUAAAUCCCAAGAAGUAUCUUUGUUUGGUGCUAGUAUUCAGACCAACUUUUCCCAAAUAAACUCUGUUAUCAUUUUUUUCGUGUAUUUUCUUUUGAGAAACAAAGUACACUAGUCAACAUUCGAAGUGGAUCAAAACGUUUUAUAAAAGUUUACAUAAAACCAAUACCUAAUACCCAUUCUUGUCGUAGGACAACUUUGACAAACAUUUUUGAUCCACUUCAAAUGUUGACUAGUAUAUUUUGCAUUGUAAUGCAGUGUAUAGUGUAUUUAUAUGAGCUAAAAGUGUGUAAAAAUAUAGUUUUAAGUAUCAAACACAAAAAUGUUAAGAAAUCAGACUACUUCUCGAUUUGUCAGACUAUUGCCUUUUAUAAUCUCCAAAUAACCACUGUAAGAAAAGUUCUUGUUGAAAAUGCAAUGUUUGUUCAGCAUCAUGCUCACAUGUCCAUCUCUCCUUUUAAACUAUGCUUGUCCCUGGACGAUUUGCUGUUACACUGUUAUCCAUCUUGUUUAGUUACAGUCAUUCCUGGCUCUUGGUUUUUUGGUUGUUUGGUGCAGCUGGUUGCAGACCAUAAAUUCGAUCUUUAAACACUUCUCCAGACAUUUAACUAAAGUGUGUUUGUACCAGUGAGUUUCAGUGUGUCUGUGUGUUUCUAUCCAAAUGAAACAUCCAGCGUUUACCUGCAUAAAUCCACAAUAUCUGCCUGUACUUAAAAAGAGUUUGCCUUCAUUGAACUUCACAAAUGUUGAGAUAUUUGGCUAUCACCUGUUAACAACACAGAACCUUCUGAUACAUUGUCCAGAGAUUUUGUUGUUUGAUGAUUUUGUCAUGUUAUUGAAAAGUGUGACAUUUCUCGAAAAGAAACAAAGAAACAAAAUGAGAACCUCCUUGUAAUUGAUUGCUUUACUUAAAAAAAAUUGUCUCAGGCACUUUUCUUUUACUGCAUGAGAUUUUUAUUUGUUCUGUAUUUAUUUAAUUUUCACUUUAUUUUAUAUCUCCUGUGAUUUUUACUAAUAAUUUGCAUUUAACAGAUUUG
Paramisgurnus dabryanus is the source of this 7525-nucleotide messenger RNA. NCBI's taxonomy places the organism in Eukaryota, Metazoa, Chordata, Actinopteri, Cypriniformes, Cobitidae. The record is from RefSeq and is a predicted model, not a curated record.